Quercus lobata is the source of this 2693-nucleotide messenger RNA. It is a transcript of the gene GR, whose product is annotated as glutathione reductase. Gene Ontology annotation, molecular function: flavin adenine dinucleotide binding; glutathione-disulfide reductase (NADPH) activity; NADP binding. Lineage: Eukaryota; Viridiplantae; Streptophyta; Magnoliopsida; Fagales; Fagaceae. The record is from RefSeq and is a predicted model, not a curated record. Bases 178 to 1941 code for a protein of 587 amino acids. The transcript has 11 exons. Gene Ontology annotation, cellular component: cytosol; mitochondrion. Gene Ontology annotation, biological process: cell redox homeostasis; glutathione metabolic process; cellular response to oxidative stress.
AACCCGAUAUUGCCAGGUUCAGGUUGGGUCGAAAAAACUCAUCCAACCGACAGAUUCACACCCACCAUUAGCCGGUUAAAAUCUCCACCGUCAAGAACUGAACGGGUGGGAGCCACACCUCAUUGACGGGCCUAGAAUAAUCUCUACCCACAAAGGUAUAUUUAUUCUUCUACCUCCAUGCUCUACGCUCUAGGCUCUAGCCAGUUCAGUUGGGUUCUCUCUCUCUCUCUUAGAAAGAAAGAAAGAAAAAAACACAAACACAAAUACAAAAGUGUAAUGGUAGUAGUAAUGGCCAGCUCUCUCACAGUGACCAAUACCUUAUCAUCCCCAAAACUCAAAACCCUUUACAAGAAGCUCUCUAUCCCAAUACCAACUCCUCUCUCUUCCCGCCUUCUCUACAAUCCCAAAACCCUAUCUUCUCUCUCUCUUUCUCUUAACCUCAAACACCGUAGCUUCGCCGCUCGCGCCGACUCUCAAAACGGCGCCGAGCCACCCAGCCACUACGACUUCGACCUCUUCACCAUCGGUGCUGGCAGCGGUGGUGUCCGCGCCUCCCGCUUCGCCGCCAAUUUUGGGGCCUCAGUCGCCGUCUGUGAGCUUCCCUUCUCCCCCAUUUCUUCCGAAACCACCGGUGGAGUUGGCGGCACGUGCGUACUUCGUGGAUGUGUACCAAAGAAACUAAUGGUGUAUGCUUCACAUUAUUCUCAUGAAUUUGAAGAGAGUCGUGGUUUUGGAUGGAAAUAUGAUGUCGAACCCAAGCAUGAUUGGAGCACCUUGAUGGCUAAUAAAAAUGCAGAGUUGCAGCGUCUUACUGGUAUCUACAAGAACGUUCUGAAGAAUGCUGGUGUUACUUUAAUUGAAGGUCGUGGAAAGAUUGUGGACCCACACACAAUUGACGUGGAUGGGAAGUUAUAUUCAGCAAGGCACAUACUAAUUUCAGUAGGUGGCCGCCCCUUCAUUCCUGAAAUCCCUGGAAGUGAAUAUGUAAUAGAUUCAGAUGCUGCGCUUGACUUGCCCUCAAAGCCUGAGAAAAUAGCAAUAGUUGGUGGUGGGUACAUAGCGUUGGAAUUUGCUGGCAUAUUCAAUGGUCUGACAACUGAAGUUCAUGUAUUUAUACGGCAGAAGAAAGUUUUAAGGGGUUUUGAUGAAGAGAUCAGAGAUUUUGUUGCAGAACAAAUCUCCCUAAGAGGAAUUGAAUUCCAUACAGAGGAGUCACCCCAAGCUAUCAUAAAAUCAUCUGACGGUUCAUUGUCUUUGAAGACCAACAAAGGAACUGCUGAAGGUUUUUCACAUGUUAUGUUUGCAACAGGACGUAGGCCUAAUACAAAGAACUUAGGAUUGGAAACAGUAGGGGUGAAAAUGACCAAGAAUGGAGCAAUAGAGGUUGAUGAAUACUCCCGUACAUCAGUUCCUUCUAUUUGGGCAGUUGGAGAUGUUACUGAUAGAGUGAAUCUGACUCCGGUAGCUUUGAUGGAAGGAGGGGCAUUAGCAAAAACUUUGUUCCAAAAUGAGCCAACAAAACCUGAUUAUAGAGCUAUCCCGUCUGCUGUGUUCUCCCAGCCACCGAUUGGACAAGUUGGACUUACUGAAGAACAGGCUAUACGAGAAUAUGGUGAUGUUGAUAUCUUCAUGGCAAAUUUUAGGCCCUUAAAGGCUACUCUGUCAGGGCUCCCAGACAGGGUCUUGAUGAAACUUGUAGUCUGUGCAAAAACAAACAAAGUUCUGGGAUUGCACAUGUGUGGAGAAGAUUCACCUGAAAUUGUCCAGGGAUUUGCAGUUGCUGUGAAAGCUGGCUUGACCAAGGCAGACUUUGAUGCUACAGUGGGUAUUCACCCAACCGCAGGUGAGGAGUUUGUCACAAUGAGGACUCCUACUAGGAAAAUCCGGCAGACAGCCGAGGGAAAGACUGAUUCUGAGGUCAAAGCUACUGCAGGGGUUUAGCAAUGGUCUGGAUCAAUCUGCUGCAUAUCAUAGCUGGUCCUUAUAACAGAUGUAUCAUUCUGCUGACUUCCUUAGAGAAAAAAGUUUGUUUGAGUUCUUAAUAUUUUAUUUUAAAAUAGAAAGAAAGAAAGAAAGGAGUAAUAUAGGAACUAUUUUCACAAUGAAACACAUGACGAUUGCUGUAUUAUGAUCACAACAUCAUUUGCAUCAACAGCAAACAUAAACACAAAUUAGAAAAAGGGGGCCGAAGGGGGAGCAAUGUAGAGAAAUUGUUGUUCCAUUAUUGGUUUUACUCUAUAAUAAGAAUUAUUCAUUGAAAUCUGCCACUGAUAGCUGUUAAAAUUUCUAUUGUUAGCGGAAUGUUGUAUAUGCCUAAACAAAAGCUUCUCAUACGGUUGUCAUCUGGGCUACUGCAAGUGAACAUCCUAAUGUGGAAUAGUAAAGGGAUAGUUGGAAAAUUUUAGAAGCCGACUUGGACAAGUGAUUGGGCUUCUCAAGAUAGCAUCAAUAGUUCUAAUUUUCACACUGGACUGUCGACAUACUUAAGCAGAAGAGAAAGGUCUUUGAUAGCAAUGGUUCUGUAAUUUUGCUUUACAGGAGUCAUAACAUACCCUUCCUUUACGUUUAGGAAAUACAUGUUUCUUCCUUUAAUUUUCUCUUUUUGGUUUCAGGCCCACCUUUUUGAACACUUGUAACAGAAAACAUGUUGGUUGAAGAUGUUUUAAUUUUGAAAGUUAUGAUUUUACACAUUC